Molecule: messenger RNA, 3146 nt
Organism: Hydractinia symbiolongicarpus
Lineage: Eukaryota; Metazoa; Cnidaria; Hydrozoa; Anthoathecata; Hydractiniidae
Product: eukaryotic translation initiation factor 2-alpha kinase 3-like
Exons: 19
Coding region: 51-3023 (990 amino acids)
Biological process (GO): protein phosphorylation
Molecular function (GO): protein binding; protein kinase activity; ATP binding
Source: RefSeq, a predicted model, not a curated record
ACCUUUGUUUUUAUGUCAUACAAUUUUUUAGGAUGCUAUGAUUAUCGAAAAUGUUAUUUAUAUCUUGCUUUGCAAGUCUUUUACUUGUUGCCUCAAAAAUUCGAGGAUAUGAUGUUGAAGAAGACGACACAACAAUUAUCGUGCCAGAAUCAACUUCAGGACAUUGCUUUCUAGAAAACAGAAGCCUCGUCUUAGUAAGCACGAUAGACGGCAAAUUAUCAUGCCUAAAUGCUGUCAAUGGCCAGCUUCUGUGGACAAUGCCUGCAUCUUGGCCUCUAAUAUCAUCAAGCAUAAGUACUGUUAAGAAUGUUAAAGAUAUUCAAGAUAUACAUUUUAUUCCGUCAUUGGAUGGUAAUUUGUAUAAAUGGAAUGGAGAGCAACUUGAGAAUGUUCCAUUAUCAGCAGAUUUCUUGCUUGGAAAAAUGAAAAAGCUCCCCGAUGGUAGUUUUGUUGUUGGAGGAAAAGAAAUAGUAAUUUAUGGUGUCGAUCUUUCCACCGGCCAAUUGCGUUAUGAAUGUUCAACGACUGGCUGUCAAUCAAGAAGUGCUGGAAUGAAUAUUGAUGAAAAAGAGAUUUUGUUACUGCGCAGAGAGCAACAGACAAUCAGAGUUGUUGAUCAAACAUCAGGAAUGGAAAAAUGGAAUUUUUCUGUUGGAAAAUAUGAAAUAGAUUUUGCUGGUCAGAAUCAAAAUGAAGUUCCAUUUGAAUCGUUUUGUGGGACAAAUAUCAACCAAGAGAACUCACUGCACUUCACAAUGCAACAAGGAAUCAUUACAAACUCUGAUGCUUCUUCUUUCUGGUCAUUUAAGUUUAAUGCUCCAAUUACUAGUGCAUGGAAACUAGAGAGUAGUACACUAACACCGAUUGAUAUCCUUAAGUAUGGUGUGUUGGAUGGUAUUUCAAGUGAAUCAGUAGACACAGAUUCCCUGAUGUAUCUGGGUAUACACGAAGGUCAGAUGUAUAUACAGCAGCCGUCCCAGGUUCAUCAAAAACAGGGAAACACAUUUUCAAAUGAGCUGGAAGUCAUGCAGCAUCCACGUUUGACAACAUGGAGGCCCUUUAUAUCCACAUCAUCUUCACGUACACCCACAUUGAAUAAUGACAAACAAUUGUCCGUUCUUCAUUCACUUGAUUAUCCCUUCGAUAAUGGUUUUGUUCUUGUUUCAAAUUUUAACGCAACUGCAGUUACUGUACAUAGAGAGCAGACAAAUGAUUAUUGUACAAAGGACGAUGCUGAUAAAACAUGUAUAUACGAAAAUGAAUCGAAAACACAGAUGCCAGAUGAAGUGUCAGUUCCCUUAUCAAUUACUGAUUGGUGGAAGGAAAUCGUCAUUUUAUCUAUUGUGAUUGCUAUUGGUAUUAAUCUUGGAGCAAGAGCUGUUAAAAGAAGACUCGUGGCAAAAGAGACGAAAACUCUUUCAGUAACCGAGGGAAAAAAUGAGGUCGAGCUUGACGUGAGAAAACGAUCAAAAGGAAGUUCUGUUUCCAUAGCAACAGAUACAACUGAGAUUGUAGGUGCUUCAACUUCAUUAAAUUCAGAAUAUACUUCAAGAUAUCUAGUUGAUUUUGACCACCUUCAGUGUUUGGGUAAGGGAGGCUUUGGUGUAGUGUUUAAAGCGAAGAAAAAGAUAGAUGACUGCGAAUACGCAAUUAAACGUAUUUACUUGCCUCGAUGUGAAGAAGCAAAAGAGAAAAUGAUGCGUGAAGUGAAAGCUCUCGCUGCACUAGAGCAUCCUGGGAUAGUUCGAUAUUUCCAUGCAUGGUGGGAAGCGCCUCCACGAGAUUGGCAAAUGAAAACAGACAAAAAUCAUCUAAUACGCGAUCUCCCUAGCACUCCUUCGUAUGCGCUUUCACAUGACUGGCUAUUAGAAGUGCAUAGUAUUUUUAGUAACGAUGUGGAGGAGUCAGCUCAAAACAAUAACAAAGAUAAAAGUGAAUACAAUAAAGCGAGCAGCAAUGACUUACAAAGCAGACGAUCUCCUCGCAAGAAAACAAAUAGUGAUGACCCGCUUGGUAAAAGAUUCAACUUUGAUACAGGCGUUGAAGAAGUAUUUUCAGACGAAACAAAUAUUAAUUUGUUUGAUCAUAACGAUGUAUUUUAUCCAGACGAUAAAAGUGAUUGCAUCGAUUUUUCCUGUGGUAACGAGGAUAGUUUUGAUAUCGUAUUUGAGAAAAGUUGUAAUUCGAACAAUUCUCAUAAAGAUGAGUAUUCUUCACAUGCUGAUGACGUCACUAAUAAGAAGUGUCGGACUUUAAAAAGAACCAAAACGUUAGUUGCGAAUGGUAGUACGAACACAGUGGAGGAGAGCGAAGAAUCGACUAGGCCGACAUCCGAAAAGAAAUCUAGAAGAUUUGUUGGAAAAUGCUGCACCAGAUCGAGUACUUGCCUGACUGAGCCUCCACUUUUCUUGUACAUCCAAAUGCAGUUAUGUAAGCAAGCUACUUUAAAGGACUGGUUAAGCGAGCGAACCUCUGCUAUUAGUUUAAAGCGAAGUAUGGAUAUUUUUAUGCAGAUUGUUCAUGCUGUUGAUUAUUUCCAUGGACAAGGAAUGAUGCAUAGAGAUCUGAAGCCAGCAAACAUAUUUUUCUCAUUGGAUGGUUCUGUAAAGGUUGGUGAUUUUGGUCUUGUCACUGCAAUCACCAGACCCUCUAAAGGAAAACAUAAUGGGAAGUGUUUUGUUGAUGAAAAUCACACUGGUCAAGUUGGUACGCAGUUGUACAUGAGUCCUGAGCAGGCGACAGGACGACCGUACAGCCAGAAAGUAGACAUAUAUUCUCUUGGUCUCAUCCUCUUCGAAUUACUUUGUUUCUUCUCGACGCAAAUGGAAAGAAUGCAGCUGAUAUAUAGAAUCAAGCAGGGUAUACUACCUGAAGAUCUAACGGACACUCCACAGGGAGAAUUAGUCAAACUUUUAACAUCUGAAGAUCCGGGCGACCGUCCUGAGGCUAAAGAAAUACCUUUUGAGAAUUCAUUACUAAGACAAAUUAAUAUAGAGCUGGAAAGUCUUUCAGACGGAAAGUGAUUUAAAGUAUUACACUGUUUAAAAUUUGUAUAUUGUUAUUUAUAAAAUUUUCAGAUAAAAGAAGUUUAUAUAUAUUGUACAUGUUUUAAAGGAAAAAAAUAUUUUGAUCAAUCAUUUUUAUCA